Messenger RNA from Cataglyphis hispanica, 1650 nucleotides. RefSeq names its product ester hydrolase C11orf54 homolog. Gene Ontology annotation, cellular component: nucleus. NCBI's taxonomy places the organism in Eukaryota, Metazoa, Arthropoda, Insecta, Hymenoptera, Formicidae. Gene Ontology annotation, molecular function: hydrolase activity, acting on ester bonds; zinc ion binding. The record is from RefSeq and is a predicted model, not a curated record. The transcript is spliced from 7 exons. The coding region runs from base 182 to 1237 and encodes 351 amino acids.
AGAUAAGAUCUAUAUGACAAAUUUUGUUUUCCAAAAUACUUUGUACUGAUACUUAUUGGAUCUAAGAAGCAUUAUUUAUGCUUAGCAAAAUUUAAACGAAUUACAUUUAUAUGUCAAUCGCUUUGCAUAUUUGGAUAAUAAAGUAUAAACUACGUUAUAUACCGAUAUACAUAAAAGGAUAAUGCCUUAUAGAGUGAUUGAAAUGACACGGACGAAAAUGUUCGUACCUGAAGGUGAAGAACUUGCUAAACAUCUUCAAGAUGGACUUAGGCAAAAUUUCGAAGAGGCCACAGUUGAAUGGGUCGAUUGUCCGGAUCUGACUCAAGAACCCUUUAAUUUUACCGCACCUGGAUUAUGUGGUGAUGAGAUGCUAUUGGAAAUUGGUGGUAUGUCGCAACUGUUUCCACGUCCGCGGAGAAUGGUCACUAAUAAUUUCAGCGAUAUCUUAGAAAAAACAUAUUUUAGAUACACUACUGACCACAUUAAUGCCUCAAUAAUCGGAGCUGGUAUUGGUAUACGACCGAAUCUACAAUUUGGCGAGCUUUUCGUAAACGCGUCAUAUUCACACUCACAAGUAUCUGAAGAUUCAUACAAUCUCAAUAACCAAAGCCGCCUGGCGUUUCUGGAUCGAGCAACGGGAAGAUGUGCAUUGGAAUCAAUAACUGAUAACAGCAAACUUUUUUGCUAUCCACAUGGCAACUUCUUUAUCAGCAGAGGGAAACCAGGAAAAGUCCUCAAAGUGCACGCUAAGAAAUGUAUUGAUUCUCAUUUUUUAAUUUCAAUGGAAUCUAUCCUUUAUCGAUACUCUGUUAAUAUUAAUCCUGCUAAAUUUAUCGGUUUAGGUGGUACAUUUGUGAUGAAAAAUGGAAGAGCCAGAACGCACGUCAUGCCAUAUUCUUGGAAUCAUCAAUUAAAUACGGGAGAAGAUAUUAAUGAUUGGCUUCAUUAUUCCGAUUUAAAAGCACCUUUAGUAGCAGUUGGCACGUUUAUUAGCAAUAGUUCAUAUUAUGAAAAAAGUUGUCAAAGUUCUGGUAGAAUUGGAUAUGCUCUUACUCAAAGCCAUUUUCACGCCUAUUCCUCUUGUGGGAUAGGUGGACACUUUUACAAGGAAAUCCAUCCGAUGAAAGAAGUAGAGUAUUUGGGAUAUUUUAAGCCUGCGAGAAUAUUUACUCAUUUAGAUCCACAACCAAGACACGAUGGAUUGCAAGACUUUACCGAUAUCAUGUUAUUCUGGUGACCAAUCGAUAUUGUUUGAAUUUAAUUUUAAUGAGAACAUUAAUGGUAAUGCGAUUUAUGCGUUGUUUUAAAAAUAUUUAACAUAUAAUGUUAAUUUAUCUUUUUUUAUAAUAUCUCAUGUAUUUUUUUUAUAAUUUAUUAUUAUUCUUACUUUUAUUUUUUUUUAAUCUAGCAAAAAAUAUGCAUUGUGUACUUAUAGCUAUAGCUCGAUAAAAUUCCAGUUUUUACUUUGAAUUUAAAACGAUGGGAAAUAAAAUAUAAAAAUUUGUAUAUCUGUUAAAAUGAAAUUAUUAUUAAAUCAAAUAAUUAUAUCACUUUUUAUUUCUCGAUGAUUUAACAAAAUAUGUUAGAAAUAUGCUUAUAUGUGAUACAAUAUAGUAAAGAAUAUUUUAAUCUUUCGUUAAUAAUAAAUUA